ACCGAAUUGGCGUCGCUCUGCCUGCCGCAUUUUCCCCUCGCUGCUGUUGGUGCUUUUGUGACACGCAUCACAUCACCACACCCCAACACCAUCCCCACGCACGCGUCCGCUUCUGGACCUGAGGACCUGGCAUGGAUUGGCGGUCGGAAGGCGUCGCCUAUGGCGACUCCGGCUACUGCAGCUCCCCAGCCUCGCUCAUGAACUUUUGCGAGGGAGCAUUGGCCAUUGCGGCCACGAUUGAUCUCCCAACGUUGACCAGCUUGCCGCUCGUCACCACUCAAGGACUCAUUGUUCCAGAAGAAUGGAGGAAGUACUACCCAACGCUGCUGUCCGCGUUUCUCAGCUUCCAGUUCGUUUGCCGUGCGCGCGGUCGCCACGUGAAGGUAUACGACUGCAUUGAGCGCGUGGACGACUCCCUCACGCUCCUCAGCGCCAUCUAUCUCCUGUUGACGGCGCUCAUCCCCUUUGCCGUCAAGGCUGCGCUCACUUGGGGUGAGACAAAGUACUUGGAUGGUGCAUAUGCCAUCAUCAUGUUUCAGGUCCUCUUCAUUAUCCUCGAUGGCGUGUCUAUUGGGACCCUGCACUACGCCAAGCGCUCCAACCUGUUCUAUCCAACCUACCUCCCACCGCGCGAGGAUGGCGUGCGUGUGUUCCAGGAGGGCGAUGCCAUUGCCCGCCUCCACUCCCAGUCCAAGGAGGCGCAGGAACAGCGGCAGGGCCACUACAACGCGCUCAUCGCACAGUUCUGCCUCACCAUCUGCAUGAACCUGCUCAUCAUGCCGCUGGGGCUUGUGCACCACUUGCUGGCCAUUGCCGUCGUGCUCCUUUUCUCCAACUUGGCCAUGAAGAGCUUGCUUCGUUUCAUUCCCUGGUUUCGCGCCAUCAUGAACAAGGAGCUCAGGCAGCCCCUCAACAAGGCGCGUCUCAUUUCGUUCCAGGACAACGUGUUCUCCAUCCUCGCCACGCUGCUUGUGCUGGACGUGGCCUUGCCGCGCGGCUUGGACUCGUCGGACACUUUAUUCAAAUUCCUUCGACAAAACUCUUUCCUCAUCAUUGGCUUUGGCGUUGCCUUUCUCUUCACACUCACGUACUGGGUGAUCCACAAGCAGAUAUUUGUGCACAUCUGCGGCCUGUCGACGGCGUGGCGGCAGGUCAACCAGACGGUACUUGCCUUUACCUGCUACGUCCCCUUUGCCAGCAUCCAAGCCUCCAAAGCACUCGUCCCAAACAAGUUCCACCCUGCUCUGUACGAUUGCGAGCGACGAUUUGCGACGGUGGCGCCAAUGCCCGCUAGCAACCCAUGCAUGACCACAACCACAACCACAACCACAACCACGACCACGACCGCAACUCCAAACACGACAACGACGGCAUCCACCAUGUCAAUGGAUUCCUACAUUUGGCACAGGGACCCCGUCUUCGUCUUCUACGUGAUGAACUUUGUUGUUGGUCUGAUUUACAUCGCAUAUUGGCUCUCUCUCCUCAAGUUCUUCCCAAAGUUCCUCAGCCAGGACCCCACCCUGGUUGCGUGGCGCCCGCUUGUGCUUGCCAAGUGUCUUGUGAUGCCGCUUGUGUCUGUCAUCGGCGUCUUCCUCGUGCUCGUCACACCCCCUGAGGGCUGGGCGAUGAUGGCUGUCACUGCCAUCCCGCUGCUCUGGGUGAUGGUGGGCCGCAUUGCCGGCGUGCGCAUCCAGAAGAACACACGCACACGCGUGGACCGAAAGGUGACCAUGACCCACGUGCUCGUCGCGUCCGCCACAUUCAAAUCGCUGCUGGAGAGGCGACGCCGCGGAACGGGCGGUGAUCCGUUGCGAGCGCCGCUGCUCGAUGGCGAUGGUGAUGACGACGGCGGCGGUGUUGGUGCUGUUGCGCUCGACACGCUGGCAGAGGCGACCGAGGAGGAGGAGGAGGAGGAGGGACGGGAUGGGUAUGAUGCCCAGCCUCCUCCAGACUACACGGAGAGUGCGAACAAUGACGACGGCAACAACGCUGCUCGUGGUGGAAUUGGGAGUGUGAAUGGUGGAAACACGAUGGGUGAAUCCCCAUUGUAGUCUCUGUCUCUCUGUCGCUCUUUCUUGUUUCUCUCCCUCCCUCGCUCUCCUUUACAUUUUGAUUCGUGUGCUUCUUUUGCGACACGUGCCCCCCAUGCUUGUUGAUAGGGUUGUUUGAUGUGUGUCUUGCGUUAGCUUUUUGCUUCAUGCCUGUGUCUCUUUGCUGAUGGUUGAACGUGUGCGUGCUGUAAUGCGUGUUGGAUGUGUGCGCAACUCGAUGCGUUUCCACACACACACACACACACACACACA
Salpingoeca rosetta is the source of this 2303-nucleotide messenger RNA. RefSeq lists its product as uncharacterized. Gene Ontology annotation, molecular function: proton channel activity; potassium ion leak channel activity. Gene Ontology annotation, cellular component: endosome; lysosome. The transcript has 9 exons. The record is from RefSeq and is a predicted model, not a curated record. Bases 132 to 2051 code for a protein of 639 amino acids. Lineage: Eukaryota; Choanoflagellata; Craspedida; Salpingoecidae.